Messenger RNA from Phytophthora nicotianae INRA-310, 132 nucleotides. RefSeq lists its product as hypothetical. The record is from RefSeq and is a predicted model, not a curated record. Lineage: Eukaryota; Oomycota; Peronosporomycetes; Peronosporales; Peronosporaceae. The transcript has a single exon. Bases 1 to 132 code for a protein of 43 amino acids.
AUGGAAGAUACGACCCAACACACGGUCGCUGAGAAGAUUGAGCUCGUCGUGGGAUUAGAGAACAUGGAUGGAGUGCGGCAGAGGCAGCAAGAAGAUUUGGCAUCCCACGCACCACGUUACUGGGUUAUUUAG